Molecule: messenger RNA, 1105 nt
Organism: Setaria italica (foxtail millet)
Lineage: Eukaryota; Viridiplantae; Streptophyta; Magnoliopsida; Poales; Poaceae
Product: OPA3-like protein
Exons: 4
Coding region: 255-752 (165 amino acids)
Biological process (GO): regulation of lipid metabolic process
Cellular component (GO): mitochondrion
Source: RefSeq, a predicted model, not a curated record
CGGUUUGGCAAAUCGGGGGGAAAAGUAAAAAGGGUAUAGCCAGCCAACAAAUCGGCUGCAGAACUGAAAGACCCGCUCGGAAUCUCCCAAUCCCGGCUGCCGAUCUCAACGCCGGCCGGCCUCAACCCCAAGCAGUAAAGGCCUCAAUAGCUGCGAUCACCGACGUUCUCCCUUAUUCCGACGACGGUAAGUGGGCGGAAGGCGAAGCAGAGGAGAAAGCAAGCGCCAGGUAACCGCCGCCGGAGGAGGGGAAGAUGAUACUCCCGGUGGCGAAGCUCGGGACGCUGUUGCUGAAAACGAUGUCGAAGCCCAUCGCGACCAGGCUCAAGACGGAGGCCAGCCGCCACCCCAAGUUCCGGCAGCUCAUCAUCAACCUCGCUCAGGCAAAUCACCGCAUCUCCACAAACAUCCAAAGAAGAGUCUAUGGUCAUGCAACUAAUGUUGAGAUUCGACCGUUGAACGAGGAGAAAGCUGUUCAAGCUGCUGCCGAUCUUAUUGGGGAGCUCUUUGUUUUCUCGGUUGCUGGAGCUGCCGUAAUCUUUGAGGUGCAAAGAAGUGCAAGGUCAGAGGCCCGGAAAGAGGAGGCUCGAAAAAAAGAAAUUGAGGCAAUAAGGCAAAAGGAGGAUCAGCUGGCUGAGGAGAUACUGAAUAUGAAGCAGAAGCUUAGUGAAUUGGAGCGCUUUGCCAACUCGCAAGGUCUCUCUGGACUGUUCAGGAGCAGCAGCGUGCCAGACCAAACGAAACCCACAUGACCUGUUUGUUUGACUAGAAUAAAUUUACCGCUUCAUGGCCAAAACUCUAACCAGGUGAAUCAAAAAUACUCCUGCCCAGUUUCUUGAAGCUCCCACCAUAUGGGUCGCAUGUGUUAUCCCCAAUGACCAUUAUGGGAUGAUCCCGUCAAUAGGUCUUUGGGGUUCAAAAGAUCGGAGUUUCUUUUUCUGCAUUUAUCAACUUGGUUCUUGCAAGUUGUAAAUGUGAGAGAUAUAACACCUCGAAUUUGUCGUGGAAAAUCGCUGCCAAAAUGUUUGUAGCAACUCCCAUUCAGAUGCCAUCAUUGUGGAGGGUUCCUCUUCUAUGCAUUGAUUCAGUUUGCCGCUCUUGUGUA